This is a messenger RNA of Anisakis simplex (herring worm), 486 nucleotides long. Lineage: Eukaryota; Metazoa; Nematoda; Chromadorea; Rhabditida; Anisakidae. The record is from the annotation of a GenBank genome assembly.
UGUUGCGUACCCGGCGAACGAGGACCCAUCGGAGAUACUGGCCUGCCGGGUUUGCCAGGUAAUCCGGGCCCUGACGGAGCACCAGGCCGACCAGGCGCCACACCGAACGCAUCAUGUAUUCCGGAACGAGUCUUCGAACCACCACCAUGUCUACCGUGUCCGCAAGGGCCUCGCGGCUUGCCGGGACAUCCUGGAUUCCCAGGUGAUCCUGGAGAUGCAGGCAUUGCCGGACGACCUGCAUCUAGAGUGACUCUCAGGAACAAGACUGGAUGGUCUCCCAGGAAAGCCAGGCGAAGACGGUCCACCAGGCCCGCCUGGUCCAGUNGGCCACCUGGUCAUAGAGGCGCCAACGGAGAGGAUGGCUACCCAGGACCGCCGGGCGAAAAAGGCUGGCCCGGUCCACCUGGACCACCGGGACGUAUUGGUCUAGCUGGUGCACCAGGCCCAAUGGGAGAAGAGGGCCCGUCCGGUAAGUUCAUAUUUUAG